Molecule: messenger RNA, 3144 nt
Organism: Cutaneotrichosporon cavernicola
Lineage: Eukaryota; Fungi; Basidiomycota; Tremellomycetes; Trichosporonales; Trichosporonaceae
Gene: PET127
Exons: 5
Coding region: 1-3144 (1047 amino acids)
Biological process (GO): mitochondrial RNA 5'-end processing
Cellular component (GO): mitochondrial envelope; mitochondrion
Source: RefSeq, a predicted model, not a curated record
AUGCUCGGCCCACGACUCUGUGCCCUGGGCAAGUGGAAGGGCGUGCUACAUGCCGCGCCACGAGGAUUGACGCCACGCCUGGUGCGGUAUUAUACUCCUAGUGAUGCGCCGUCCGGGGCAGUUGGGGACAAGCCAGUCGCCACUGAGCUCCCGGACUUUCCUGCGAAGACGCCCAAAACCUGGCGCGAGAAGUCGAAACCGAUCAAGGGGGGAAGGCGGCGCGGCUCCGCCGCGCGGGGACCCAAUGCCUUGUCGGGCCCGCCGUCUUCGUUGGGCGCCAAUGCCAGUUCCGUUGAGCCGAAGCGCUCCCCCUCUAAGGAGGGAAGUUUUAAGCCCAAGCCUUGGCUUAAUCCGAGUGCGGGCGACAAGCGGCAGACUGAUCGGCCCCAUGGCUUUGGGCUGGAACCGAGCAAGCACGAACUUCCAUCGAGGACAGUCGCAGGGAGAGUCAAGCAGGCCAAGACGAUUGCAUGGCAGCACGACAAGUUCUUCAAGGCUCACAGCCGGAGCAUAGAUUACUUGGAGAAGUCUUCAGAGAGGCGAGACCGGGAGACAGCUGCGACUUACCGCAAGUCGCUGGCAUCUAUGGCUGGGCGGCUCGAGGUCAUCCUGGAUUCGCUGGAGAAGGAUAUGCCGCCGGCUGAGUUCGAGAAGCUUACGGGGACGUUGGGACGUGCCAGGGAGCAACAGAAUCUGUCCCGAGCGAGUCGCGCGGAAGGACAAUACCCCGAAGACUUGAGGUACCGUCAAGCGUCGCCACAUGUGGCUCCCUUGAGCAAUGCCACCACCACCCGACCAAAGAGCGUUGCACUGCUCCGGUUCGAAGCUGCUCGCAAAUGGGCGCUGACCGCCCAGCGGCAGGCUGAGCGGACGGCGAGGCUCGCGACAUUAAAUGGGGCUACGGAGGAGGCCAAGAACAAGGCGAACGUGUUUGCCUCGGCUGCCGCUAUGGCGAUGGAAGAUUUCCAGGACAUGCGCGAGCAGUUGAAGGACGUCCUCAGCCCGGCUGAGUUGCGCGACAUUGAAGAUACUGUCGAUGAGUACGACAGCACAAACUUGUCCAUACAAGAGGACAAAGAAGUGGUGGCUAGCACGACGAGCCAGUACUUCAGGCGUGAUGGACGAUUCGAAUCUGAAAUCGAUGGUGACUUGAGUGCCAGCGACUUCCCUGUCAGGCCCAUUGCGCCUCCUCGCGAGAACAAUGUUGCAAGGCUGGCCAAUAACCUGCAGCGCGUGCUUUUCUCCCCAGGAGUGCACUACGCCCGUGACCCCCGGACCGGCGUAUGGAACUUUCCCCCAGAGUUGGCCAACAUUCCAACGCCCGAGGAGUUCAACUUUGACACCCUUCCCGACUACAUUACAGCCAGCAAGGAUCCUGAGCUGGCUGACCUGGCCCAAGGGGACGGCAUCAAGUACUCGGGUUCGACCUCGACCUUGACAAGCUCGUUCAGCCAGAUCUGGCUUACGCUCAAUGGCGGGCAGGGUGUCGACAUCAGUAAGCUCUCUCAGGGAUAUUCGGCGCGAAACGCCGACUAUACGCAUGGUGCUCAACUGCCGGCUGCCAUUGUUAUGUGGCCACAGCCCAACGGGCGCUACGCAAUCGACUCGGACAAGCGCUUCCAGACGAGCAACAACAUUCUGUCAGAAUAUGGCAAUAUCCUCGAGAAGAUUCUCACCACCGACGCUAGCGAGUGGUGGAAGUCGCUCAAGAACGUUCCCGAAGGCUUCACACCGCCGGGCAAGCCAACCGCGCGUGAGGCUUACGCCUACUCGCGCGGCGGCAAGGUCUUGAUGCGCUCCCAGCUCGACUGCCAGGACAACCGUCUUCCUGGUAGCGGGACGUUUGACAUCAAGACCCGUGCGGCAAUGCCAAUCCGCCACGACCGCGCCAACUGGGAGGCGCACAAGGUGUACGACAUCAGCGAAACACUCGGCCAAACCGCCACUUUUGAACGUGAGACGUUCGAUCUCACCCGCUCGGGCAUGCUCAAGUACUGCUUCCAGGCACGUAUCGGCGACAUGGACGGCAUCUUCAUCGCGUACCACAAUACGGCGCGUUGCUUCGGAUUCGAGUACAUGCCGCGCGCUGAGCUCGACACGCGCCUGUUUGGUGGGCCUGACAUUGGCGACCAGGUGUUCCAGCUUUGCAUUGGCUUCUUUGAGCGCAUUAUGGACCUCGUGACUCGUAUGUUCCCUGACCAAGCGGUGAGCGUGAUGUGGUUCCAAGCGCAACCACCACUCAGCGCUUUCCAGAAGGCACGAAUGGAUACGCGAACGGCCAGCGAACUCACCGUUGUCGUACAGCCCUUUGGCUGGAAAGGCGAGGGACUCGCUCCUACCCGAGCCAUGCGGAUCCAGAUGGUCAACAACGUUGACGGCAAGGACGUAUCUCCCAGCCAAGGCAUCAAGUUUUUCUCCGACUCCAAGGAGGAGCGUGCUAAACAGAAGUGGACUGUACGGUACAACAUUGCCAUGACGCCCGACACACCGGAGGGCCACGACGCUGCCCGCACACUCCGCUCCGAUGGUGCGCAGCGCCUAGCGGCGAUGAACGCGAUUUGUGUGCCGGAAGGCAAGACGCCCGCCGACAUGUAUGAUUCCAAGAAGCGUUCUCCAGUGGAGACUGAGACCGCGGAGGCGCUGGGCCACGGCACGCCCUCUCUUGAGGGCCCCAGCUCAGAUGCAACUGCCAGCUCCCCUGCCACUUCCGGCGCCGCCAGCGCCGUCCCCGCGGCCGCUGGAUACGACGACCUCGACUACGCGACGAUCAAGUGGGUGGAGCCGAACUCAAGGAUAAUCAAACUUCGUGCGUUAUCAUAUGAGACGGGGAAGGCAUACGAUGAGCGUGCAGCCAAGUGGAACGCACAGAUUCAACAGAUGAAGGCAACGGAUCCGGAACCUGAGGUCCAGCUGGAGCCGUACGUCAUCCCCGGCUACGAGUUUCAGCCCACACAGUGGCGCGAGCGCAAGUCAGACCCGCCAUUACCCGUCUCGGCUACUGAGAAGGAGAUGGAGGAAUUCGCCGAGACGGCGAGCAGCCGUGAGCAGGAGGAGGACGUUGCAGUGGACCUCGACGCGUCCGAGGAAGCCGAGACCUCACCGGACAAGUUCAAGCGCGAUCGUCCGCCACAUUACUUAGCUUAG